Messenger RNA from Drosophila rhopaloa, 3869 nucleotides. RefSeq names its product GRIP and coiled-coil domain-containing protein 2 (gene GCC185). Lineage: Eukaryota; Metazoa; Arthropoda; Insecta; Diptera; Drosophilidae. The transcript has 5 exons. Bases 148 to 3543 code for a protein of 1131 amino acids. The record is from RefSeq and is a predicted model, not a curated record.
CAGUGUUUUCUUCACUCGAACUGAUUUAGGGUCCAAAGCAAUUUCCCAACAAUCUAGUUUGCUGACAGGAAAAUCGCCAAGAUACAAAACUAAGAAGUAGAUGGUCGAACAGCGAUUAAAUGCAAGGUCACGCAGUAAGCAAGUAACAUGGACACAGCAUCACAGAGGGAAUCCCAGAAGAACGCGAAUCCAAUCGAGGCGCUGAGCAAAGAUGAAAUCAUCAGCAAAUACAAAGGCCUGCUCAACAUUGCCAAGAAAGCAAAGCAGGCAAAGGAUGAACUCACCGAAGAAAAUCGUCUUCUCAAGGAGGCCCUUAAGCGGGCGGCGGAAAAGCAGAGCAGCCUGCCAGUCAUGCAGGAGAUGGUUCAAGACUUCACCGACAAGAACCUAAUUCUGACUGAACAAGUUAACACCCUGAAGCGAAAGACGAAGGAGGAUGCCGAUCGCCUGGCGCAAUUCGAGAUUGAGAACGAGAGUCUGAAGCGCCAGCUAGGGCGGCUGAGUGACGAGAACGAUGUCCUUCUUGCGGAUGUGGAUCGCAUGGAGAAGGCCAUGCAACAGGUCAAUGCCCUGGGCAACGAGCAGCGCAAGAACCUGGAACUGUUAGAAGUGGACAUUGUCAAGAUAAAGGAAGCGGAGGCAGAAAACGCCAGUCUUCGCCAGCAACUGGUCGCGGUGACCGAAGAGUCGAACCUGCAGCAGCAGAAGUACCAAAGCCUCAAGGAGCUUAACUCUGAGCAGCGUAAAAAGUUCAACUCCCUUAAGGAUCGCUUCAUUGACGUCUACCGCAAGUUGAAGAACCUCAAAGAAUGCAAGUGCGUGCUCUUGGAGACCCAACACGAGUACGCCGCCUCUGUGUCUAAGUGGCAGGUGGAGAUCAUCAAGGCGUCACAGCUCCUUUGUGGAAAGCUGUCGUCCUUACAGGCUGAAAACGAAAAACUGAAGCAGGACACUGAAAUGGCAGUAAAUGCGCGUAGCAAUAAUGACGUUGGAAUCGAUUGCAAGCGAUUGUUGCAAAGGAUUCAAGAACUGGACCGCCUGGCAAAAAUAGUGAAGCAGCAGAGGAGUCAUUUGGAUGUGGAGCGUCUUCUAAAGAAAUUGAGUGCCAUCGAACAGUUGGCUAGCAUUGUCAAAGAACAGCAAAGAGUGGACCAGGUACAAUUCGCCGUAGUAACAAGAGAGCAGCAGAAGAACGAGAACCAUUCCAGCAACCUGAACGUUAGCUUUUUCCAGGCCAAACUUAAUCAGAUGCAAUGCCUUGUUCAAGUCAUCGAAAAGGAGCGUAAUAAUCAGCAGAAAAAGUUGCAGGAUCUGGAAGCCAUCUGCAUAGAAUUGCGCCAACACAACGAGGACUUGCUCACUCGCUUCCACCUCAAGGAGCAGGAGCAUGGUGAGUUGCUAACCGAGAUGCGGGAAUUAAACGAGGCGCUGAAAGGACGCGGUGAUGCCAUCUCCCGCCUCCAAGAGCAGCACGAAGCUGCAGUCAAACGUCAGCGGGACUUGGAGGCCCAAUUAACCGGAAGUCAGCAGGCGGCGCAGGAGAAGUCUCAGAAGAUAAACCAACUCCAGAGUCGGCUUGAGGAAUUGGAACAGGCCAAUGCUGAUGCCCAGAGUGACGUCCUCUCCACAUCCACAAUAUCACGAGCCGAGGAACUAAGUCGUUUGCGAGAACUAGACGAGGGCUACGAGGAGAAGUACCACAAACUGAGGGCCUUGGCUGCCAAGCUGAAAAAGAAGCUGCAGGAGCAGACGCAGCAACUGAAGGAAAUGGAACAGAGCGGGGCCUUGAAGCAGGAAUUGGAGGCGGUAAAACUGGCCCAGGUCCAACUGCAACAGGACCUUAACGCUGCGCGAGCUGAAAACCAGAAGCUAAGGUCCAAGGAAAAAACCAAGCACUCAAGUGUCCUCAACCUGGAGAUCGAAGCAGCCGAAAAAUCCCUUACCGAAGUUAGUGCCAAGCUGAUGGCCAAGUCAAGUGAGCUGGAUGCUGUCAGGGAAUCGCUGGCCAGCAAGGAAAAUACUAUUGUCCAGCUGCGGAAGGAAAUCGCCAUUCUGGAAGAGGCCAAAAACGGAGAGGCGGCUCACUCCCAACAGCUAAAAGAACAGAUUGAUCGCAUGCAGGUGCAGGUCAAGGACGCCGUUUACAGUAAGCAGCAGGCGCUCACUCAGAACAAGGAUUUGGAGCAGGGUGUUGAAAAGGCCAGGCUGGAGUCGGAGCAAUUGCGUCUCCAACUGGCGGAAAGUGCACAGCAGUAUGAAUGCAGGUUAAGUGCGGCCACCCAGCAACUUACAACGCGAACAGACGAGCUUGAGGUGCAUUUGACGGAACAAAAGCGAUUGGAGACGGCUCUUCGAAAUGCAGAACGGGCCCAGGAUGAUCUAAGAGUGGAGUACACCGAAUACAAGCUAAAGGCACAGUCAGUGUUGCGCAAAAACCAAAGUAAGGGCUCUAACCGGGAACAAGAGCUGGAAGAGGAGUUAGUCGGCCUUCGGGAAAGUGAACGCAAUCUGCGGGCCAGCAACGAUGAAAAAGCUGCACGCCUGGCCCAGAUGGACGGUCAGAUAGAGGCACUGAGGCAGGACAACGCUGAUCUGCAAAAGCGCAUCAAAGAGCUCUUGUCACUGGUGGACGAAUUACGUCAGCAAAACGACCUUCUAUCGCUGGAGAACCAACGCCAACUGCAAUUCCAACACGACCUGAUGCAGCAGCAUCGCCAGCAAGUUGAUCAACUGGACGCCGGACACCAGUUGCAACUAAAGCAGGUGCAGCAACAGUUGGAGGAGGCACAGCAAAAGCAGAUUAACGUGUCCCAACAUAGCAGUGCUUCCGCCGUGAGUGGAGAGCCCAGUCCGGAACAGGCUAAGAUUGAUUACUUGCUCAUGGACCACGAACCAGGUUUAGAUAACCAUGUUGGCGAUACCUCCCUGGGCCAACUGGCUGCUCAGCGAAAGAUAUCCACUGCCUCGAGACGCUCACACGACUUCAUGCCGCUUGACGAGCUGCUCAACACUUCUAUGAACCAAAUAACCAGUGACACUGUAACUACCAUCUCCAAUUUCGGACGCAGUGUUUCCCAGCAGGAGGAUGAAGAAGCGGAACUGGCCGCACGCGGGGACUUUUCCGUCCAGAGUGCUCAACUCCAGGCCACAAAGGAACGUUUGGGUAUACAAGAAAGUCGCGUCAAGCACUUGACUUCCCUGUUGGCUGAGAAUGAACAGGAUCUGGCAAAAUUGACGCAGAUGAACGACAUGCUUAAGGAGGAAUUGCGUCGGCAAGAGCGUUCUGAGGAGCGGGAACAGCACAUGCACAACUCCGAGUAUUUGAAGAACGUCUUCUUAAAGUUCCUUACACUAAACAAUGUGGAUGAGCGCCAACGUUUGGUUCCCGUGCUUAAUACAAUUCUCCGUUUGAGUCGCAACGAGAUGGAGAUGCUCAACUCUGUAGCCAAAGGACAGAAGGUGUCUUCAGAUGGCAGCAGUCGCAGCUGGACGGGAUUCCUUUCCGCGUGGAGUGGAGGAGGCGGCCCCAAUAACAACAACUAGCUAUCAUCAUAAUCUUUUUUGGUAUAGUUGCAUGUGAAUAGUCGCCAGUCUUUUAUCACUUGCAUAGCAUACAUUCUGUAAAUCUUGUACACUUUCUUUUGUAUUGAUGUAUUUUAAAAUUGCCCGUUGCUAUUUGGCACACCGUACUUUGUACACUUGAUAUAUGUUCAUAUCUGUUGUAUUGAGUGCCCUUUACAGCACUCUCUGAGCAAUACACACAUUGCAGAUUGAAGUCCUUCUCGGUUCAAGAAAAAUCAUUAUUUUUUAAAUAGUUUCUUUAAUUUGAAAUUCUAUUACGAUAUAGAUCAGACUAUAAAUCAGAUGCA